AUUCCAAAACAUAAAGCAGCAACUUUAACUUGAACAAAAAAAAACUUGCACACUUGGGGCCAUUAAAUGUAAUUUUUAAUUAAAUUUCAUUUCGUAUUGUAAGGAGUUUAAUGUCAAACAGAAAAUAAUAUGGAGGCUUCUCACUCUCCUGUAAUGUAUGUGGAUAUAAGUGGUCAACGGUACCCUUUGGAGUUGGGGCUAAUUUAUUUAUUUGGUAAGAAAUUGCCCUCAAAAGACCAUGAAGGUGAAAGCAAAAUUGUGUUUAACAUCGAAAAGGAGGAUGUUGAUGAGCGUCACUGUUGUGUGAUGGUAUCUGUUAGCGAAGAUGUCUAUGUAUUUGAUUUGUUCAGCUCUCAUGGUACAUUCCUCAAUGGUGAACGUCUCAAGCCCUUGGAUAAGAUGUGUGUUAAGAAUGGCGAUGUUAUGAAGCUGGGUCUAAUGCAGAGUGUACGCUUUUAUCAUGAACAGCUGGAAAUGUCCCAUGACAGCAGCGGCUUUGGAGAUAACAAUAAAAAUAAUUCAGAUAUAAUUGGCUCUAGCCCAGAGUCGACUUCUCAAAAGGAAUCGCGUUUGAAGCGUCUAAAUAACCAAAGCAAUGAUAAUUUCCUAGUACCAGCUGUGCCGCCUAUACAAGCAAAGCCAUCGAGAUACAGCUCAAGUUUUUUGGUGCCAGAGACUGAGUCAUUGUCAAGUAGCCGCAGAAGCUCAUUGGAUGUGUUGAAUAGUUCGCAGCAUAAAAAACGAGACAGUGAUAGUUUUAUUAUACCCGAAACCCAGCAUAGUGGUGGUAGAACAUCCACCGGUUCCAACCUAUCAAUAGCCGAAAGUAUACCCGAUGAGGAGAAGACCAAAUCUGGCAUCAAUUUGAAUGUUUCCGAGAAUGAAGAUGAUGAUUUUUGUAUACCCGAAACUCAAGAAAUGGUUAUGAACAGCGAAAGACCCAGGCUACUGAAGGAUAAUCCACAAGUGAAUAACCUAAAAACCUUAGAGGAAAAAUCAGUCGAUUUAAAUGACUCAGAGGAGGAUGAGACGGAUGAUGCCAUGUUGGGUGGCAGUCAAAUAAGAAUUUGUACACAGGACUUCAACGAUGGAUUUGGUGAAGAAGAAAAUAUGUCCAUACAGUCACAGGUCAUACCUAUUAUUAGACACAACCCAGUGCUAUUGAAUGGUAGCAGUGUGACCAAAAGCCCUGUAAUAGCUGUAAACAAAGCAAAUGAAGACGAGUCGUCAACAAAGCCACAAAGCACAGCAUUUGAUGAAGAGGACAGAGAGGUAGCCAAUAUAAAUUGGUCAACAAAUCAGCAGUCCAAGUCAGAGGAAGAGGCAAAUAAUUUAAAUUGUACAACUCCGGAUUUAUUUGAUUGUCAGGCAUUGGAAAAUGGCGUAGCUCCCCUUGGAAUGGCUGAAAAUGAGGUGGCAAAUGAUGUUAACCUAUUUGAGAAUGAUGCCAAUCCAGCUUUAGAAGAUGAGGAGGAUUAUAUGGCAACGCAAUUAUUCCCCAUAUCCAAUAACAGUGCAAAAAAAGUCGGCGAUAAACCCAAAGCAACUAAAGACAAGAACAUUUUUAAUGGCAAAGAAGAUGAGCCAUUCUUGACUUUAAGCGAUAAGGAGAAUAUGCAUCCGGAUAGAAUUGAACCCAUCAGUGAGUUGCCACCCACACAACUCUUUGCCACGGGUGAGGUUGCCAACGAACGUUCUUCCGCUUCUACGUUUUCACGUAAAAGUAGUCAACAUAAUGUAGAGGAUAAGCCAAAUGCUUCCACUGUCGUACUAGAUGUUCCAGCAACAAUUAAUAACGAGCAGACAGGCAAUGGCAUAUCAAUGGCUGAAUUAAUGCCCGAUGAAGAAGAUGAUAUAUUGACACAAGCCUUUGUACCACCACCACCACCUCCAUCAAAAUCUAUGCCUAAGGCAGCUACAAAAGACGCCACACCCAAUUAUUUCAACUCCACAUUGUUGGAUGAUAGACCAUUGGACAAAAAUCCCGCUUCCUUUUUUGCUGAAAUGGAAAAAACUCCAAAGAAGGAUAUUUUAAGUUCUUUCAAAUUACCCGAAAAGACAUUUAGUGCGGCUAGAAAAACCUCAUCAGCUGCCAGUACCACCUCCACAGAUUCGGAUAUGGAUUUAUUAUUUAUGUGUACCCCACAACUGAUCAAAGAACACAUGCCAUACUCCAAAUCUGAGGACCUGAAGAAAACUAUUCUGGCGGCAAAGAACAAAAAUUUAUUCGGAGAAGAUACCGAUGAGGGCGAGGAUUUCCAAGAGAUUGAUGAGAAAAAAACUAACGAUAAUUGCCUUGUGCAGCUUAUAAAUGUGCCAAAAGAAUCCAAAGAUUUCGAUAGACUUUUACCACAUUUGAAGCUUGAUAAUAACAAUGUUGCUAACAAGAAAAAUUCAUUGUCCCUAGAGCAACAGGCUGUUAAAGAGGCUGCAAAAGAAUACAAAUUUAGAAUAUCUUUUGGCCAUGAGCACUCAAGCAAUGAUACUAAAACAAACAAUAAAUCAUCAACAUUAAGCCGCGAUGAACGCCAUGCCACCCGGGAUAAGGAAAAGGAAAAACGUAAAAUUCAUAAUGGUGGUGAUGAGAAAAGAAAAACUAAAACUAAAAAUGAAAAUCCCAAGCUAGAUGAUAGAGAUAAGGAAAGCCGUAAAACUCUCAAUGAUGAAGAACAUAAAAGUUCUCGAAGAAAUAAAACGGAAAACUUUAAAAAGACAGACAGUGUUAAAGAAGCUCAUAAAGCAACCAGAGAUGACAAUAAAGGUAUUCAACAGGAUGAGUUUAGUAAAUCAACAUCUUCCUCAUUGUCCAAAGAGGAGGAAAGAGACAAAAAUGCUAAGAAAGUAAGGUCCAGAAGAAAUACCAAGUCCUCUGCCCCAUCAAGCUUAGACAACACCUCUGGCAAAACUGAUAAAGAAGUGUCCAGCAAAUCGGAUGAAGCAAACAGUCGACAGCAUAGAGAAAAAGAAAAUAACAAGAAACCAAAUUCAGACAAAACAGAUGAGGAAGCUACUACAACCAAAACGAAUGAAACAACAAGUUUGAAAGAGGCAAAGGAAACUAGCAGCACAAAUAUAUCUAAAGGCGAAGAUAAUAAAGAAGCUCCUAACAAACGCAGUAGAACAAGCAGGGCAGUAAAGGAAAAACAAGUAGACGAGCAGAAGAAACCAACCUCUAAUACAAAUGGAAAAGGUCAAAAUGUGGAAGUUUUGCCUGCCAAACAAACCACUAAAAGGAAGCAAAAAGAAAAGGAGGAAACGGCUGUAAAGCCUACAAGACGAAACACCAGACUACUAUCGGCCAAUAAAGAUGACGAAGAAACACAGAAAGUAUUAGAGAGACCCAGCAGACGCCAAACCAGAUUGCGAUCUGGGGAAAAGUCUUCAAACACUAGUGAAGAAGCUGCAAUAACCAAGACAACUCAAGCGGCUAAACGUAGCACUAGGCUAAAGUCGCAGGCCAGUACUAAAUCGGGUGAAACAUCAGAUAAUUUGGAUUCCAUAUUAACACAGCCAUUCAUACGCGCCACACGUACUCGAUCUCGUUCGAGUCAAAAAGAUAACGACAAUGAGGUAAAAUCCCAUGUUUCAUCACAUUUGAGCUCCAGUGCAACUGUAAAUGAAAGUAAUUCUACGCCUAAUACCAAUAUGGCUGUAAAACUGGAGGCUGCUGUAAACAAACCCGGAAGGAAACGCAAAACUGAUAUUCCAGCGCCCGAACAGAUUGUUGAACAAAAACGCUCCAAGCGUACAAUAUCCCAAGAUUCCUGCAACUCAUUAGAAAGAUUAUCAUCAUCAUCAUCGCUUUCCUCCCGGCCUUUAAUAUCAAUAACUAUGGUAGAACCAGAAAGAUUUAAUGAAUUAAACGCCAACUGCAAAGGUCAAUGGGCUGUCGCCAAGGAUCCCAAAGAAAGCGACAUUUUAGUAAUGGACAACUCAUUCCGUACAUUUAAGUUUUUAUUGGCCAUGGCUCGUGGCAUACCAAUUGUAAAAUCCCAGUGGUUGAGUGAUAUAAAUAAGACCAAACCCGGAAAGUCCCUGCCGCCGAUAAUCAAAUAUAUGUUAAAUGACCCAGUGUUUGAGAAAAAGCAUAAAUUCAGCUUGGAGACAUCGCUGCAGCAAAGAAGGCAAAACAAAAAAGGCAUAUUUGAUGGUUACGAAUUUGUAAUGACGCCAAACAUAAAACCAAGUCCAGCUGAGAUAAAAGCUGUCAUUGAAGUUUCCGGAGGUAUUGUUCAUACAAAGGCACCGCCGCCCCCUAAGGAGAAUCAAAAGCUAUAUCUAGUUUCUUCACCAGAUGAUCGCAAAGAUUGGCAUAAAUAUAGACGUGUAAAUUCCAAUAUAAUAAUCAUUGCCACCGAAGCCAUCAUGUCCGCCAUAAUGCGCCAGAACUGUACACCCUUAAGCAAUCAUGUAUUGGCUUAAGGCACAUGGCAGGCGUAGCUCAUUCAACUUCAAAAAAAAAUGCAAAUAUUCGUUUCAUAGUUUUUUAAUGAACACUCAUAUUUUCGAUAAGAAUUUGUACAAAUGUAUCCCCCUGAACCCGGAGUUCUUAAGGCAUUUAUGCAUUAUUUUCGAAUUUUUUUUUAUUGUUAAAAAAUUGUUUGUUUUUAGAUAGGUGUAUGUUAUAUAUCGACCAGAUAGAAUUAAUGAGGGCUUUGUUUGAAAAGGGAGACAUUUUUGUUUUUUCCUUUUUGUUCGUAUUACAUGUAUGUGUCUUUGUUAAAUGGACUUUUCGAGUACGGGUUAUAAUUUUUUAUAAGAUAUAACUCCACUCGAAGUAAUCUAAUAAAGAAAUCAAAUUUUUGUGGCUUUUUAUUGGAAGUCACAAGUAAUUUUA
This is a messenger RNA of Stomoxys calcitrans (stable fly), 4837 nucleotides long. RefSeq lists its product as uncharacterized. Lineage: Eukaryota; Metazoa; Arthropoda; Insecta; Diptera; Muscidae. The transcript has 9 exons. The coding region runs from base 130 to 4422 and encodes 1430 amino acids. Gene Ontology annotation, molecular function: protein binding. The record is from RefSeq and is a predicted model, not a curated record.